Molecule: messenger RNA, 1979 nt
Organism: Carica papaya (papaya)
Lineage: Eukaryota; Viridiplantae; Streptophyta; Magnoliopsida; Brassicales; Caricaceae
Product: 2-oxoacid dehydrogenases acyltransferase family protein
Biological process (GO): pyruvate decarboxylation to acetyl-CoA
Cellular component (GO): chloroplast envelope; chloroplast thylakoid; pyruvate dehydrogenase complex
Molecular function (GO): dihydrolipoyllysine-residue acetyltransferase activity
Source: RefSeq, a predicted model, not a curated record
ACAAAAGUAAUAAGGAACAAACACGUCGAGACCAUCACAAGCACCGGUAAGGUAGUUGAAACCUCCGCCCAUUUCGAUGUUCUCGAGGGAACCCAACGUCACAUAAUACCCUUAACAGUCCCUUUUCUCUUCUUCCUCCUUCCUCCAUUCUCCAUUUCCUUCUCCUUCAACCCCUCUCUCUCUCUCUCUCUCACCCAGACUCGUAAGAGGUUGACUGCUUGUUGGCAGCCAUGUCUCACCUUCUCCAAACUUCAUUUCUGCCCUCCUCUCCCUCUUUACGGAGGAACCCUAACGCCUCCGUGCCGCAAUUCCACAUUCCAGGUCACCGGGGCAGGACGUCAGCAUGUCCAAUUCGGGCCAAGAUCCGGGAGAUCUUUAUGCCGGCGCUUAGCUCCACCAUGACAGAGGGUAAGAUCGUCUCCUGGAUCAAGUCGGAGGGCGACAAACUCUCGAAGGGCGAGAGUGUGGUGGUUGUCGAGUCCGACAAGGCUGACAUGGACGUUGAGACCUUCCACGACGGGUUUCUUGCCGCCAUCAUGGUGGAGGAAGGUGGCGUUGCCCCCGUCGGAUCCGCCAUUGCACUCUUGGCCGAGACUGAAGAUGAGAUCGCCCUCGCGAGAUCGAAGGCCAACACUAACAAUUCCACUUCCACAGCUUCUGCACCCGAUCCUGCUGUUGUCACUGUCUCUUCUGCUACAACAACUGUUACUAAAGAGGAGAAAUUUGUCGGACCCAAAACUCCAGUGGCAGUGGCGGCAUCCGCUGUGCACCCUGCAUCCGAAGGAGGGAAGAGGAUAGUGGCGUCACCAUACGCAAAGAAGCUGGCUAAGGAGUUGAAAAUGGAGCUUGCGGGUAUAGUUGGGAGUGGGCCCAUGGGAAGGAUUGUGGCUAAGGAUGUUGAGGCGGCCGCUGUUGCGGCAGCUGAAGUGGUGCCGGCGGCGGCGCUGAACACAGCAACUACGGCGGCUGCACCGGGAAUUGAAUUGGGGACAGUUGUGCCCUUCACCACAAUGCAGGCGGCUGUGAGCAGAAAUAUGGUAGAGAGUUUGGCUGUCCCGACUUUUAGAAUUGGGUGCACUAUUACAACGGAUGCGCUCGAUGCCCUAUACAAAAAGAUCAAGUCCAAGGGGGUAACAAUGACGGCAUUACUCGCAAAGGCAACGGCGCUUGCACUAGUUAAACAUCAUGUUGUAAACUCUUCCUGCAGAGAUGGUAACAGUUUUACAUAUAACAGUAGCAUCAACAUCGCGGUUGCUGUGGCAAUGGAUGGUGGACUAAUUACACCAGUGCUUCAGGAUGCUGAUAAGGUUGAUAUAUAUUCAUUGUCAAGAAAAUGGAAAGAGUUAGUUGACAAGGCCAGAGCAAAGCAGCUGCAACCUCAUGAGUACAAUACAGGAACAUUCACUCUUUCUAACCUUGGGAUGUUUGGUGUGGACCGAUUUGAUGCCAUUUUGCCACCUGGAACCGGAGCAAUUAUGGCUGUUGGAGCAUCUCAGCCUACUGUAGUUGCUAGCAAGGAUGGCCGGAUUGGCAUGAAGAACCAGAUGCAGGUAAACGUUACAGCAGAUCAUCGUGUCAUCUAUGGCGCUGAUCUUGCUCAGUUCUUGCAAACCUUGGCGAAGAUUAUUGAGGACCCCAAAGAUCUCACAUUCUAAUCUUUACAUCCUUAUAACCAAUUGAGAUCUUUUUGCUUGUACCGUGGCCAAAGCUUACUUCUUUAUCCAACCAGUCCUUAUUGGAGCAGACUUGUGAGGAAAAUCAAUGGAGCUGUUUGCUACCCAUUCAAAAUUCUAGAGAAAAACAGAAUCAGAAUUUUGGGCAGCAGUAUUUAUUUGAGUUAUGAUUUCUUCUAGUGAUCUGCCUGUUUUUUUGUUGUCUUUUUUGUUCUUUUUUUCUUUUAUUUAACAGGAUAAUAGAAGCUGACUGUAAACUUUUGUGUUAUCAAUCAAAUUUUGGUUCAAGUGUUGUUUUAUUAAUAA